AUGGCAUAUAAAUCUGAAUCUUUAAAACCUAAGGUCACCUUCCUUACCGGUAGGCGCAACCAUAAUUAUGGCUUCCCACCCGAAGCCUUCGAUCACACGAGACUACCCGACGUCGACCGCGAGUUUCUCCCCCCCGAACACCUCGCCGCUUUCGCUUCCGCCUUGAACGCACCCGAACCCUCGAAUAGCGCGACCGACGAUGCGUCCUCGCCGAGAAGCCCCGCCGCGAGAAGCACGAACAGUCUAGAGAUAACGCGGUCCGGCUCCGUCGCUUCUGUCGAUUCCCCGAUCCCCUUUUCCGACGGUUUCGCGGCCACCCAGAAUGGCUCUCAGGGCGGCGGCGGCGGUGGCAUGUUCAUCACGGCGCAGAAUGACUGGGCACCCGUGAACGAAAAGGUGCCCAAGCACGGCCGCGGCAAGAAGAAGAGGAAGAAGACGACGAUGGGCCGCCGCACGGUGGACGAGACCCGCGAGGGCUACCUGUACGGGCUGCUGAAGUGGCCGUUCCUCUUCUUCGUCGGGAUGUGGAUCGUAGGCUUGGCCGCCUCGUACCUGUGGACGCGGUUCUACAUCUUCGUGUACGAGUACUUCGUCGCCUGGCGGGGCACCCGUGAGAAGCUGCGGCGGAACAUGCGGGCGGCCGCCAGCUACCGGGAGUGGGUCCAGGCGGCCAAGGAGCUGGACGCGUUCCUGGGAAACGAGCGGUGGAAGGAGGAGAACGAGUUCGCGUACUACGAUUCCAAGACCGUCCGCCGCGUCUGGGAGCAGCUGCGCAAGCAUAGGAAGGCCGCAGAGGCUCAGGAGGCCCAGCUCGCGCGCGCGCCCGGCUACGAGAAGGGGGACGCGGCAACGAGGGCCGAACAGCGAAAAACCAUCCAGGAGCUGAAGGCUCUGACGGAAGCUUGCGUCAAGAAUAACUUUGUCGGGGUCGAGAACCCGAGACUUUACAGCCAGACGUAUUACGGUACUAAGAACUUGGUUCAGAAUUUCGUGGACGAAGUGGAGAAAAGCACACGCUUCCUAGUUCAGACCAAGCAGCUAUCGAUUGAAGAAAAGAAAGGAAUAUUCAAGCGCAUGCACGCCAACUAUGGACGCACCGCGCUAUGUCUGUCUGGCGGCGCGUCGUUCGCAUAUUACCAUUUCGGUGUUGUCAAAGCGCUGCUCGACGCAGACCUACUACCGGAGGUCAUCACGGGCACUAGCGGCGGCGCAUUGGUGGCAUCACUCGUGGCGACGCGGACUAACGACGAGUUAAAACAGCUGUUAGUCCCCGCGCUGGCGCAUAAGAUUACAGCCUGCUCCGAGCCGAUGAGCACCUGGAUCCCACGAUGGUGGAAGACGGGCGCGAGGUUUGACUCCGUCGAGUGGGCGCGCCAGGCGAGCUGGUGGACCCGCGGCUCGACCACGUUCAGGGAGGCGUACCAGCGCACGGGGCGCAUCCUCAAUGUUAGCUGCAUCCCGGCCGACCCGCACUCGCCCACGAUCCUAUGCAACUACCUCACGUCGCCGGACUGCGUCAUCUGGUCGGCCGUCCUGGCGUCCGCCGCGGUGCCCGGGAUCCAGAACCCCGUGGUCCUCAUGACCAAGAACCCGGACGGGUCCCUGUCCCCUUACUCCUUCGGGCACAAGUGGAAGGACGGCAGCCUGCGGACGGAUAUCCCCAUCAAGGCGCUCAACCUGCACUUCAACGUCAACUUCACCAUCGUCAGCCAGGUCAACCCGCACAUCUCGCUGUUCUUCUUCUCGUCCCGGGGCACCGUCGGGUCCCCCGUCACCCACCGCAAGGGCCGCGGCUGGCGCGGCGGGUACCUCGGCUCGGCCACGGAGCAGUACGUCAAGCUGGACCUCGCCAAGUGGCUCAAGGUCCUCAAGCACCUGGAGCUGCUCCCGCGGCCGCUGGGCCAGGACUGGUCGCAGGUCUGGCUGCAGCAGUUCAGCGGGACCAUCACGCUGUGGCCGCGCACGAGCGUGAGCGACUUCGUCAACAUCCUGUCGGACCCGGACCCGGACCGGCUCGCGCGCAUGCUGCACGAGGGGCAGCAGAGCGCGUUCCCCAAGCUCAAGUUCAUCGCCAACAGGCUGAAGGUGGAGAGGCAGAUCGAGCGGGGCCGUAGGGAGACGCUGCUCGCGGGCGGCGUGAGGAGGGGCAGCAUCGAGAGUAUUAUCGACGAGGAGGAUCUGAGAGGGUUGUUGAAGGGGGGGAGUGGGACUACGGAUGAGGAUGAGGAGGAGGAGGAUGAUGAAGAAGAGGAUGGGACUACGGAGGGGACGGUGGAUGUUGAUCAGAUGGCUGUUGUUGAUGGGGAGGAGGAGGAGCAGGAGCAGGAAGAAAAAGACAGAAGAGAAGAGAAGGAUUUGAAGACGGAAUAA
Messenger RNA from Daldinia caldariorum, 2370 nucleotides. Its product is annotated as patatin-like phospholipase domain-containing protein. The transcript is spliced from 2 exons. The record is from RefSeq and is a predicted model, not a curated record. Gene Ontology annotation, molecular function: triacylglycerol lipase activity. NCBI's taxonomy places the organism in Eukaryota, Fungi, Ascomycota, Sordariomycetes, Xylariales, Hypoxylaceae. Gene Ontology annotation, biological process: lipid metabolic process. Bases 1 to 2370 code for a protein of 789 amino acids.